Messenger RNA from Didymosphaeria variabile, 1392 nucleotides. RefSeq lists its product as uncharacterized. The coding region runs from base 1 to 1392 and encodes 463 amino acids. The transcript is spliced from 2 exons. The record is from RefSeq and is a predicted model, not a curated record. NCBI's taxonomy places the organism in Eukaryota, Fungi, Ascomycota, Dothideomycetes, Pleosporales, Didymosphaeriaceae.
AUGUUUCGAAUGCGAGUUUCUGCAAUCAGCCUCCUAGUGCUGUUCUUCGCCGGUUUUGCGCACGCAAAGAUAGAUGAAGAUGGUUUCGAACCGGAGAACAUCAUACAAAGAGACGUUGUGAUCGUCGGAGGUGGAGCGUCUGGUACAUACGCCGCAGUCCGGCUUCGAGAGGACCUCAACACUAGCAUAACCAACACAACACUCGAGUAUGGUGUACAAUCGUACAUGCACUAUGGCCCAACCGUUAGCUUCUUCGAGCGCUUUGGCAUCGAAUUUGGGCCAUUUACAUCACGACGUCUUACAACGAUCAACGUGGAUGUCGAGACAGGCAAGAGACUGGAUUAUACGCCACCAGCCGCAAAUGAAACCACGGAAGCACUUAGAAAAUGGCUGCAGUUCGUGGAGAAGUACAAUGACUUAGUCGAACCAGGCUUCUGGAACUUUCCUCCGCCAGACCAAAUACCCGCAGUGUUCCUCACGCCAUUUGGCGAGUUUGUACAACACCAGAAAAUUGAAGCUGCGGUACCUCGGAUCGUCACGAUCUCUGGUGUAGGUGUUGGCAGCCUGCAGAUCCUCCCAACUCUGCAGGUAGUGCAAGCUUUUGGGCUCGCGGUUACCAAAGGCGUGGUAGAGGGUACCUUCAUUCAACCAAAAACCUCAAACAGUCUUCUGUACCAACGCGCAUACGAGUUGCUCAAGGAAGACGUUCGACUCAAUUCUACAAUCCACGAAACGGAAAGAGACCACUCAGGCGUCCGCAUUGUCGUCAAGUCCGGAAGCGACACCGCUAAGACACUCAUCAAAGCUAAAAGAGCCCUCUGGACACCUUUCCCAAGCCAGUACAACCUGAAACCAUUUGGACAAGACGAGAAGGAAUUUCAGGUAUUCAGAUCUUGGGUUCCGGAGUGGUCCUAUGUCGGUGUAGCCAGUAUACCCUGCAUACCGGAGAACUCUUCUAUUCAGUAUCUACCGAGGGAAGUGGAACCGUCUAACCACCUGGCCAUUCGACACUAUCCGCACAGCCUCAGUCUUGGUACCACUGGUCCAUCUGGCCUUGAUCUGUUUCGAGUGAUGUUAGGAGCCAAUUACUCCGUCACAUACGAGGAGGCGGAGGAAAUGGUCACUUCAGGAGUGCAGAAGUUGAUCGCAGCUGGGACAUUAAACUACACAGGCCACUGCGAGGUAGACAUGAAGGCUUUAUCAGCCCAUAACGGAGUUCUUUGGCCACGGCAAGAUGAUACAUUGGAGCAUGGCUUUGUACAGGAGCUGUACAGCCUACAGGGCUACCGGAGUACGUGGUGGACUGGGAGAAGCUGGUGCGAGGAGUACUCGAGCAACGUCUGGGCGUUCACCGACACGGUCCUUGAGAGAUUGUUGAAAACUCUGGAGUAG